Messenger RNA from Lates calcarifer (barramundi perch), 2543 nucleotides. RefSeq names its product U-box domain containing 5 (gene ubox5). Lineage: Eukaryota; Metazoa; Chordata; Actinopteri; Centropomidae. Gene Ontology annotation, molecular function: ubiquitin-ubiquitin ligase activity; ubiquitin protein ligase binding. Gene Ontology annotation, cellular component: nucleus. The record is from RefSeq and is a predicted model, not a curated record. Bases 114 to 2060 code for a protein of 648 amino acids. The transcript is spliced from 7 exons. Gene Ontology annotation, biological process: protein polyubiquitination.
CGGCUAUGCUAACUAGUGGCUAGCAGUUAUUAGCUACCUUCUACUGUCUACUACAGAGGGGCUAAAUAAAGAGAACAGCAAAGUUUGUCAACGACCAAGCAAAGUUGGAGAAUAUGGUUGUGAAUCUCUGUCUGCCACACUUUUAUACAACAGUUCGUUGCAACAAGCUGUGUGCAGAUGGCUAUGAUGUCACGAACCUUGUGUCAGCUGAUCCCGCUCUCAGGAGGCGGGGCUUCAAGCUGGAGUACUUUCUUCGUCCACCUGUACAGGUGACAUUGAAGUUUGGCUUCCAGGUGGAGCUGUGCAGGGUGGAUGUGGAGCUGUGGCCCUGGGGUAUGGACCGAGGACAUGCCAGCAAGAGACUGGAGAUCAGCACCAGCUCUGAUGUGCUGCCUUCCCAGAAUUUUGGUCAAGGCCAUAAACAGGUUCAGCAAAAGGAACUAAUGCAGGUAAAGGACCAAAAUGAACACAACAGAAAGCAUGACAGGAAAUCUUGCCAAAGUAAUGGCCACCAGUGGAGUCUUCAGGCCCAACAGUGGGGUGAGGAGACUACAGAUGGACGUCAAAAUAUAGGCCAGGUGUACAGGAGGCCGAUGGCCAAAGAGCACACUCAAACAAAUGCUGACUCCAGCCAAAAUGAGCCAGAGUUCAGACUGGUAGGUCGCUGUGAACUUAGAGAGGAAACCCAAGUCUGUUUUUCGCGUUCAAAUUUUAGUCCCCGGCCCCCGUUCCUUUCCCCGCCUCCUCCGCAACCCGCAAACUGUCGGAAAGAGGAGCUGUGGAGCCGGGGUCUGCUCUCGUUGGGUGCUGUCACUCAACUUCGUGUGACUGUGCCGUUUGGCGGUGCAGCAUCUGCUCAGGGGCUCAAGGCUUUGUCCGUGUGGGGACAGCCUGCUCGGUGCUGCCCUGCAGAAGAAGUUGAGAGGAUUAAAAGAGUCCACGAGGCCAGUGAAAGACAGCUGCCGCGACCUGUGUUUUUUGCCCCCUCCAUCAGACAAACCAAACAACCAGUGCAAGCAGCCACACCUCCAAGUGAUCUUUCCAUCCCAGAAGAAUUCCUUGACCCGAUAACUCAGGAGGUAAUGACGCUGCCUAUGCUACUGCCCAGCGGUGUGUCAGUGGACAGCACCACACUGGAGGAGUACCAGAAGAGGGAAGCCACCUGGGGUCGACCCCCCAGCGACCCCUUCACUGGGGUCCCGUUCACUUCAACCUCCCAACCCCUCCCUAACCCCCAACUGAAAACCCGCAUUGACCACUUCCUCUUGCAGAAGGGGGAGGUGAGGAGGGACGGGAUGUUGGGGAGACAAGGAGAGGGGGAGAACCCACAAGCCUCGAGACUUAUAUCCUCUAAGGCAGAAGGACAGUCCCAGAACUCUUCAUGUCCCAGUAAAAGCUCAAUAAACAGUACUGCUGUUCAAUAUAAUGCUGGCAGUAGAACCUUAAAGAGGACUACACAGAUAGACACUGGAUUAGAGCAUUCAUCAGAUAAGGGGAGUCACACAUUUAACUCCCAGUCUCUUACUACAGAUAGUAAAUCAGAGUUAGAUAGAAGGAAGAAACGAGAUCUAAGUGGAAAUUCAAAAGACUCAACAGAAGAGUUAACAACUGAGAAGCUCCUACUACCUCAAACAAAAAGACCAAGAAAUUCAGUCCCAAGCUGCAGCUCCCAUGAGCAGCGUCUGUCAGCCAGUCUCGACGAGGCCCUCUUUUCUGCCCUGCAGGGCCGACCAUCCUUCACCUCAAACUUGUCCCAGCAGAGAGGGGUUGAUCCUGACUCUGAGCCACUUAACACCACACAGCACUGCCAGAGUUCAGGCAGUUCAGGCAUGUCUACAGGAGAAAAGAGGUGCUCCUCGUGUUCCCGUUCGGUUUCUGCUUACUCCACAUCUGCAUCAUCUAUCUACCGUCUAACAUGCGGUCACUUGCUCUGCCGUGCAUGCCUGCGCAGGGAAUCACAUCCACCAGAUUCUUUCACUACAGCAACAUCCAAUCACUUCUCGUGUCCCACCUGCCAAAGCCCCACCCCACGCGUUGACAUCGUACGUGUGCAUCACUGACACAUGGCGUAAGAAGCCAAAGCUACGCCUUCGAAGCCUACGAAGAAACAAGGAGGAAUGUUCUCAAGGUGAAGAUGGGAUUGUACUUCAGAUGUGGCAUUUUAGUGGUGUGACCUUGUUGGACUCAAAGUGAAGAAAAAAACACUUAAAGCUGUAAAUUCAAACCCCACACUUACAAAUUGUUUACUGGGUUUGAUGCUACCUUCUGACCCCUUCAUACUGUAUGUUGAAUAAUAUAAUAACUGAUGAGGAGGUUAUUUCUUUCUCUCUGUUUUUUGUAUUAUUUUUUAUAUCCUUAUCCAUGUAUAAGUACUUCUCAUGAGAAGCACUGAAUUAUAUUUUUUAGACAUUCCUUGGACCUGUCCUCACCAAAUCAGAUUACACAGGCCAAACGGGUUUAAGAAAGAACAUCACUGAAUGCAAAGACCUUUACAAAAAGUGUAAAAGAAUGUAAAAAAAUAAUAAUAAUAAUAAUAAUAAAUA